CCGCAACACCAGGGGAACAAUAGGCGGAGCAAUAAAGCAGGUAAAUCUAACUUUUGAUGACUUACACGUGUCCGUGGCCAUCGCUAAUCUACAGAAAACGCCAACAAAAUAACAUUUGCAUCGCAAGAGAUUUUUCUCAUAAAUGUUUUAAUGAAAUCGACGGGUCGCUGAGUGUGAACAGCCAAGCAAGGUGUGAGGAGAUCAGCGGAGGAUGUGCUCGAGCGGCCGGCUGUGUGGGGGGGAGGGCCGGGCUCCCCCCAGCUCAGCGAGCGGAGGCAGCAGCUCCGGGUCGCAGUACGCCCUGUGCGCGCUGGGCGUGGGGCUGGUGGCGCUGGGCGUGGUGAUGAUCGUGUGGACGGUGGUGCCGGCGGACGUGGCGGGGAACAGCAGCAGCGCCUCUUCCCCUGUGGGUGCGGAGACGGACGGAGAGCUGGACGCCAGGGGCAAGACCUCGUCCGUGGCCUUCGUGCUGGUCGGGGCGGGCGUGGCCAUGCUGCUGCUGGCCAUCUGCCUGACCAUCAGGAGCAAGCACCGGCAGCGGCGCCGCGAGAGCCAGCCGCAGGAGGCCCGGUACCAGGACCAGGAGCCUGCGGAGCCAGGGGAAACGGAGGAGGACACAGCCCCCCGGUAUGACGUGCCCAGCUAUGAGGAGGUGGUGGGCAGCGGGCAGUACCCAGUGCGCCAGAGCAACCUCCGGCUCAGCACCUCCCAGCUGCCCUCCUACGAGGACCUGCUCCAGGCUGUGGAGAACGAGGGCGAGGGGCCAGGGGGCGGGACCGGGCAGGACCCGCCCCAGCCCCCGCCCACCCCGGCCGCUGCAGCUGCCCAGCCUGCCCCUGAGCCGCAGUCGGCCCCGCCCUCCCGGAGCAACAGCCGGUCCAGCCGGAUCCUGCGGCCCCUCAGAGUACGCCGGAUCAAAUCUGAGAAGCUGCACCUCAAAGACUUCCGCCUCAACAUCCGCAACCCCGCGCAGGGAGGGCUGGUGACCAUCGAGCCCCUCACCCCACCGCCGCAGUACGAGGACAAGCCACCUGAAUUCUGAAGAGUGCGCCCCCUUCAGCCCGGGAGGGAACUGCAUUGCUGGAGUCUCACUAGAAGGGUCAGGGGCUUUCAACAGUCAUGCUGGUGUCAGCGAUGUCUCUGAGGCGCUGGACACAGAUUACAGCUGUGCCACGCCCUGGGGGCACGCUCCCCACAGCAGACCCAUUGGAAGUACUCUUAAAAACCGUUUUCUGUUCCAGCAUUAAGGCCAUUCUUUAAAUCUGCAUAAGAAAGGAGGGCAUUGGGUCUGUAGGGAAUUAACACAAUCCUUCAUCAACCUGCUGUUUGUGGCUGUGAUGGAGGCUUACCUGUGCCUAGUAUCAGUCAUUAAUGUGAUUACCUCAGUUACCUGUGUUACCUUAAUGACAGACCAUCACUUCAGCUGUGGAAUUGUCCUGUGGUUUGACCUGAUUGCUCACUAAACUGCAGAAUACACUUGUGUACAGGUAGUAUGAUAUAUUUAAAACUAUAAUUUAACUACAGUUUUAUAAAUGUGCAUGUUAUUCCUCAACUUCCCUAUGGCAGGAAUCGUUCAUGGUUACACAUCCAGCUCUAUGGUAAUCAGAGAAUCAUUCAAACCCCAGGAUGUGUUUUUCAUUAUCUAACAGAGAGAAGGGAUGUACUUUGCACUGCAUGCUGGGAAAUGUUGGCAUAGAGUAGCAGUGGUCUAGGGCAUCUGCCUGAAUAUGCUUUGUGGGCUCAUACUGAGAUGGUAGAAAGAAUGACCGCUUGCAAGGAGUCUGAAUCAAGUAUUUAUUCAUUUCUGAUUCACUAGAGUUGAGGAGAUGUAGUGUACCUACAUACAAGUAAAACUGAAAAUUAUAAGGGAGAGUUCUCUGCCUCCUUAACCUGCCUAAAUUGUUUCUCAAGGGAUAACUUAAAAGUAUAUUUGCUUUGCAGUUUGGUGUUGCCAAUAUAUUCCUGAAGGAGAAUUGAAGUUGUCUAAUCCUUCACACAUUUGGUUAUGAAAUAAUUUGAAAUGAAGAAAUGAAAGCACUCUAGGAUCUGUUUCCCAUCAAGACUCUUUACUUAGUGGUCAGACUCUUACAGUAGUCGUGCUGUUUGAGGGAUCUGGGAGUGUGGAAAUAAGAUUUAAACACAGAAAGGCUAAUUAAAUCACGGCUGUCAAUCUCAGUGAGCGUCUGUGGUCAGUGUGUUGGCGCGGAUGACUGCUUUUCUGCCGUCUGUGAAAAGAACACCAAAGGAUGAAACUUCAAAGCACAGCCUGAAUUUACCACUGAUUAGAAGUGUUGUCAUAUGAUAACUUUAUCCAUACCAGUGAUGUUCUCUUUGAAUAAGGGCUCUUUACUGCAGUGGUGUUUUUUGUGUGCGUUUCCUGUAGAUGGCGCACUCUAGCUGUAACUGAAAGCUGAGAUGUCGGCUAACUGAAAACGGGGGGAACGUUGUCCUCGUUUUACAGAUUAAUCUGCAGCUCAGUGUGAAUUGGGCACAACGCCCCAUUCUGCAAGAAAAUAAAUGUAGGGUGUAUUCAGUUCAUUCUAGUUUUCUAUGUUCUUGUAAAUAUUUCUGUUGUGUCUGUGCCUAUAAGGGAGAAGCUUGUCACUCUGACAUUAGUGUACCGCGUAACUCGACCCACCCACAGGGGUGUACUGUACAGUGCAUGCUGGAAGGAGAAGUUUUAUCUGAUGUCAUGAUCUACUGUAAACUUGCAGUCUGAACGGCGCAGCAAGUUAGCUCUGGGAAGGGUGGUGUUUUACAAUGCCAAUCAAUUUUCAAUUGAUGUAUUUAUUUUAAAAUGGAUAAA
Messenger RNA from Megalops cyprinoides (Indo-Pacific tarpon), 2806 nucleotides. RefSeq names its product transmembrane protein 51b (gene tmem51b). The coding region runs from base 212 to 1042 and encodes 276 amino acids. NCBI's taxonomy places the organism in Eukaryota, Metazoa, Chordata, Actinopteri, Elopiformes, Megalopidae. The record is from RefSeq and is a predicted model, not a curated record. The transcript has 3 exons.